GGCUUGGGUGCUGCGGCGGUUGCUGCAGGGUUGUGCAGGCGAUUCUGUCAUAUGAUGACUCCAUACACCACGAAGAAACAGCCUCUGCAUCUGUUUGCACAAAGACCACUUUUCUCACUACCUCCAACCUUAUGUAACACAGGAUUUUCCUGGUCACCAAGUCACCAACUGAUAUCUUAUAGGACAAUGGCUUCAGUAAGCAAAAUGUAUGGGAUUUUAGUUUCAAUUUCUACUUCACCAAGGAAAUGAUUCAACAUCAGUUAGCUGGAACUGCAUGGCGAGUGAGAUACAUGUUUAUUCAAACACAAGAUACCCCAAAUCCCAACAGUUUAAAGUUUAUUCCAGGAAAACCAGUUCUUGAGACAAGGACCAUGGAUUUUCCUACACCAGCUGCAGCAUUUCGCUCUCCUCUGGCAAGGCAAUUAUUUAGGAUUGAAGGAGUGAAGAGUGUCUUCUUUGGACCAGAUUUUAUUACUGUCACAAAGGAAAGUGAAGAGUUAGACUGGAAUUUAUUGAAACCAGAUAUUUAUGCAACAAUCAUGGAUUUCUUUGCAUCUGGAUUACCCUUAGUUACUGAGGAAACAUCUUCAGGAGAAGCAGGAUCUGAAGAAGAUGAUGAAGUUGUGGCAAUGAUUAAAGAAUUGUUAGACACUAGAAUACGGCCAACUGUGCAGGAAGAUGGGGGAGAUGUGAUCUAUAAGGGCUUUGAAGAUGGCAUCGUACAGCUGAAACUCCAAGGUUCUUGUACCAGCUGCCCUAGUUCAAUCAUUACUCUGAAAAACGGAAUUCAGAACAUGCUACAGUUUUAUAUUCCAGAAGUAGAAGGCGUAGAACAGGUUAUGGAAGAUGAAUCAAAUGAAAAAGAAGGAAACUCACCUUAAAAUAAUUUGAAGUUUUUUGGGGGGGGUGCUCAGCAAUUGGACUUGUUGAUACCAAGCUUUUAUUAUUAAUCUGCAAAGGAACUUGUAGAUUAAUAAAAUAUGCCUUUCUUUAGA
Messenger RNA from Phyllostomus hastatus (greater spear-nosed bat), 995 nucleotides. RefSeq names its product NFU1 iron-sulfur cluster scaffold (gene NFU1). The transcript is spliced from 9 exons. Bases 246 to 881 code for a protein of 211 amino acids. Lineage: Eukaryota; Metazoa; Chordata; Mammalia; Chiroptera; Phyllostomidae. Gene Ontology annotation, biological process: iron-sulfur cluster assembly. The record is from RefSeq and is a predicted model, not a curated record. Gene Ontology annotation, cellular component: mitochondrion. Gene Ontology annotation, molecular function: iron ion binding; iron-sulfur cluster binding.